Messenger RNA from Saccharomyces mikatae IFO 1815, 1827 nucleotides. It is a transcript of the gene GUP2, whose product is annotated as putative O-acyltransferase. Gene Ontology annotation, cellular component: endoplasmic reticulum. The coding region runs from base 1 to 1827 and encodes 608 amino acids. The transcript has a single exon. Gene Ontology annotation, biological process: GPI anchor biosynthetic process. NCBI's taxonomy places the organism in Eukaryota, Fungi, Ascomycota, Saccharomycetes, Saccharomycetales, Saccharomycetaceae. The record is from RefSeq and is a predicted model, not a curated record.
AUGUCGAAAAUCUGGAGCAGCAUCGUACAAUUCUUUUCUGUGCAGACGCUUGACUCACGAAUAAAACCAGAUCUUGAGCUCAUAAGACGACGAAGGAUAUUUGUGAUAUCAUCCAAAGACGAAGUUGGCUCGUCAUCUCCUGCCGUUACUGUUUCUCGAAACCCAAUGAUCAGUUCUAAUGGCCCAUCUCCGCCGCUAUGGAGCACAUGGGAAUUUAGAAUAUAUUAUUUGGCUUUCAUUAUAGUGAUUCCUCUAAUGGUAAAGGCGGCACUAGCCACAAGUUCCGAGUCUAACCCGAACUAUUAUAAAUUCAGCGGAUUACUAUCUCAUGGCUGGAUUCUGGGAUGCAAAAUAGAUAACAGUGAUGUUCAAUAUAAAUUUUUUAGAUCCAAUUUUCUUUUGUUGGUAGCCUUGAUAUUACUUCAAACGGUGUUAAAAAAAAUAGUCGUUGAGUUUGGUAAAACAUCUAAGAUCAGUUUCGAUUUUGCUUGUGGGUUAGUUUUCGUUUGCUUCAUGUACGGUAUCAACUCUGUUAAACUCUUGACUCAUGCUUUCAUUUUCUUUACUCUGGUGCAUUCGCUAAAGAGAAAGCGUUUGACGGCCGCCUUUGCUAUUUGGUCCUACGGUAUCUUCGCAUUAUUCAUUAAUCAAAGAAUUAAAAGUUUCCCUUUUAAUAAUAUUGCAAUUAUAUUAAGCCCCAUGGAUCAAUGGUAUAAGGGUAUCGUUCCUAGAUGGGAACUUUUUUUUAAUUUUACAUUAUUACGGCUGUUAAGUUAUUCCAUGGACUUCUUAGAAAGAUGGGACGAGCAACUAAGUCCACCGCCAUCGAUAGAUUACGAGGGUAGACAACCAGAAUUUAGAAAAAGUUCAUCCGGUUCUGCUUUACAGACCAUUUAUGAGUCAGGCAAAAAUGGUGUGUUGGAAGAAAAGGAAAGAUUGGUAGCAAAACAUCAUAUCCAGGAAUACAAUUUUGUUAAUUUUAUCGCUUAUAUUACCUAUGCACCAUUAUUUCUGGUAGGCCCAAUAAUCACUUAUAAUGAUUACCUCUAUCAAUCGAAAAAUAAACUACCUUCACUUACAAAAAAAAACACAUCCCUAUAUGCCCUUAAAGUUCUUUUGAGUUUGCUUUUGAUGGAAAUUAUUCUACAUUGUAUCUAUGUGGGUGCAAUAGCAAGGACGAAGGCAUGGAGCAAUGAUACACCGCUACAGCUUGCUAUGAUCGCGUUGUUCAACUUGAACAUCAUGUAUUUUAAGCUUUUAAUCCCAUGGAGACUCUUUAGAUUAUGGGCCAUGAUCGACGGUGUUGAUGCACCUGAAAAUAUGCUACGAUGUGUGAAUAAUAACUAUAGUACACUGGGCUUCUGGAGGGCUUGGCAUACAAGUUUUAACAAGUGGGUAAUUCGUUAUAUCUAUAUUCCAUUUGGCGGGUCCAAUAACAAAAUAUUAACAAGCUUUGCGGUGUUUUCUUUUGUAACAAUAUGGCAUGACAUCGAAUUACGACUACUGUUUUGGGGGUGGUUGACAGUCUUUUUGUUAUUAGUUGAAUCAUUUGUUACUAAAUGUUUUACUAAAUAUCGGUUCAAAAACUGGUAUAGGUUUUUUUGUGGUAUCGGUGCCGUCAUAAAUAUAUGCAUGAUGAUGGUUGUGAACCUUUACGGAUUUUUUUUGGGUGCAGAGGGAACGAAGCUUUUAUUGAAGAGUAUAUUUGGCAAUUCAACAGGACUGGUGUUCGGUAUUAUGGGAACAGUAUGCCUAUAUAUCGCUGUUCAAAUAAUGUUUGAAAUUAGAGAAGAAGAAAAAAGGCAGGGAAUUAACUUGAAAUGUUAA